Molecule: messenger RNA, 438 nt
Organism: Auxenochlorella protothecoides
Lineage: Eukaryota; Viridiplantae; Chlorophyta; Trebouxiophyceae; Chlorellales; Chlorellaceae
Product: UPF0136 membrane protein
Exons: 3
Coding region: 1-438 (145 amino acids)
Cellular component (GO): membrane
Source: RefSeq, a predicted model, not a curated record
AUGGCGUUCGUCACAGGGGUGGGAGGCCUGUCGGCCUACUUCAGCAAGCGCAGCAUCCCAGGGUUGGUGACCGGGCUGGGACUUGGCGCUGUGUUUGCCGUCGGUGGGUACUGGGUGACGACCAACCAGCCGGAGAAACAUCAGGCGGCACACCAGAUGUCCCUGAUCUCGUCAGUCCUCUUCGCAGGGGCCAUGGGGUACCGGGCCUCUGCCAACCCCUACGCCGGCCCUGGGGGAAACAUGCUGGCAGCCCUGGGCAUCAUCUCCUCCGCCUAUCACCUGACCAAGAUGCUGGAGUGGCAGGCCUACGAACAGCAGCGCAUCGAGGCGGCCAGCAGGCUGCUUGCGCAGUACCAGACCGGCACGGUACCGCAUCAGGACGGCGAGGCGGGACCCAUCAUGCCACCCAGGCGACCCGCGCCCCCCGGGGGGUUUUAG